AUGUUGAACCAACGAUGGACAAGACAAUGGGUGAUCUUUUUCGGCCUUUGCCUUCCUAUCUUCAUCACAUCCAUCCUUUACUUCAAUGAAACCCCCAAGUUACGUGUGCCCAAAGUAGUGGCCAUCGGCCUCCACCAGCAUCCCUCACAGAACAACCUAACUGCAAGUACAAGCCAUUCCACACACGAUGGAAGGACCCCCGAACCCAAACCUGAAGCCAUUAAGAGUGACAUGUUUAUCUUCUCCAAGCAGUUUGUGAAUGGAAAUAACGUGAGCAUCGAUUCUGGUGGGGGGAGAAUGAAAGAUGCAGGGAAUGAGACCGUUUCUAUGGUUAUCAACAACGGGGCUAUGGUGGUGGAGGACGUACCUGCAAAAGACCCUUCUAAAGAUCAUGAGGAGCAUGUUGCUGACCCUGCUGUCAAGGAUUUGAGUGGCUAUGUGUCUAUUGUCAAUGCCAAAAAUCACCUGUAUGUGAACUGUACAAAGUGUGCCUAUGUCUCCAGCUCCGGCCAGCUCUUGGGAACCAACGCAGGAGAACUGAUUGACUCCUACCCUUGCGUAAUCCGAAUGAACAACGCCCCUACCAAAGGCUUUGAAGCCGAUGUAGGAAGCAAGACCACUGUGCGUGUGGUGGCCCACUCAGCCAUCAGACAAGUGCACUCAAGAAGGUCAUCAUUACUAAAAGAUCCUGGUCAACCGCGUUUCCUUGUCGUAUGGGGGCCUGAGCAUCAAAUGAAAACAGAUGGAAAAGGAGGGGCCUACAACGUGGCAGCAAGUCUUUCUAAAGAAUUUUCCAAAGAUGGCAUACAAGUCUUUGUGUUUUCACAACGCCAAGUAGCCUAUGCAGACAGAGUCUUUGAAAUUGAAACUGGUAAAAAUAGAAUAUCGUCAGGUUCGUGGUUGAGCACUGGCUGGUUUACGAUGAUCUUAUCUCGCGGAAUCUGUGAAGAGAUCACAGUGUUUGGCAUGGUGACUGAGGACUAUUGCAAAAAAAACCCCACCUCCAAGGUGCCCUACCACUACUACCAGGCUAGUGGCAGCAAGGAGUGCUCGAUGUAUACAAGCAACGAGAAGGCAAAGAAAAACGGACAUCGUUUCAUGACAGAGAAGUCUGUCUUUGCGAGGUGGUCCAAACAAUGGCCAUGGAUCUCAUUCCGGUAUCCUGAUUGGUCGGCGACAAAAUAGUUCCACCUCCAGUGGUCUGCAACAAAAUAGUUCCGUCUCCAGUGGUCUGCAACAAAAUGGUUCCGCCUCCAGUGGUCUGCAACAAAAUAGUUCCGUCUCCAGUGGUCUGCAACAAAAUAGUUCCGUCUCCAGUGGUCUGCAACAAAAUAGUUCCGUCUCCAGUGGUCUGCAACAAAAUGGUUCCGCCUCCAGUGGUCUGCAACAAAAUAGUUCCGUCUCCAGUGGUCUGCAACAAAAUAGUUCCGUCUCCAGUGGUCUGCAACAAAAUAGUUCCGUCUCCAGUGGUCUGCAACAAAAUGGUUCCGUCUCCAGUGGUCUGCAACAAAAUAGUUCCGUCUCCAGUGGUCUGCAACAAAAUAGUUCUGCCUCAAGUGCUCUGCAAUAAAAUAGUUCUUCCUGUGACUGCCAUGUGAACACAUCUGACUGGAUCCAAAGUAAGUGCAUUGUACCACAUGUAGGCCUGGAGCCUGCCCUGAAAUGGUUGUCCCAUUUUACAAGUAAAAUUCAAGCCAUUUAGGUUAAGAGCUAGUAGCAGGGAAUACAGACAUACUUCAGCUUUUAGUAUGGCUUUAUUCGCUGUUAUUCUUCAACUUUGUUUACUUCAUUACCAAUAAUCUCUUUAGUUACCAUUUAAGUUACUCAGACCAUCUAUGUUGUUUAAAAGGCCCUUCUUCAUCAGCUUGAAAUCGCCCAAUAGCUCGCUAUUUCUGAUUUGGGAAAUAAUCCCAAAGUUACAAAUCGCGUCUUCAUCAGCUCGAGAC
Messenger RNA from Strongylocentrotus purpuratus (purple sea urchin), 1946 nucleotides. Its product is annotated as alpha-N-acetyl-neuraminyl-2,3-beta-galactosyl-1,3-N-acetyl-galactosaminide alpha-2,6-sialyltransferase. The transcript has 6 exons. Gene Ontology annotation, biological process: ganglioside biosynthetic process. Gene Ontology annotation, molecular function: alpha-N-acetylgalactosaminide alpha-2,6-sialyltransferase activity. NCBI's taxonomy places the organism in Eukaryota, Metazoa, Echinodermata, Echinoidea, Camarodonta, Strongylocentrotidae. The record is from RefSeq and is a predicted model, not a curated record. Bases 1 to 1185 code for a protein of 394 amino acids.